This is a messenger RNA of Cooperia oncophora, 336 nucleotides long. Lineage: Eukaryota; Metazoa; Nematoda; Chromadorea; Rhabditida; Trichostrongylidae. The record is from the annotation of a GenBank genome assembly.
AUGAAUAAGUUUCUAACCAUACAAGGAUUGAGCGGCUCCAGUAUAGUGGGCGGCUACGUUGUAAGAUGCCUCUGUCAGAAGGCAUUUCGUUCACGUCGAAUCGGCACCGAAGGCCAAGUGAUCUCGCGACUUCUCACUGACUACGAUCCAGCCACUCGCCCACCCGUCCGAGAUAAUGCUGAUCACUCUUCUAUUCUGGUGAUUACCAAUAUCUUCAUCAAUCGAGUCAACUGGCAUGACAACCGAGCGGAGGUUGAUCUGUACUUGCGGCAACAGUGGGAGGAUGGACGAUUGCAGUACGAAGUUGAUCCGCGGGAGGAUAUCGAUCAGGUGUGA